AAGUUUAGUGUACAAUAUUUGCUAGAAAUUCAGUGAGGAUGCAGAACAUGCAGAUGGUAAAAAUGGGGUUAAAACUUUAAUAAAGCCUUUAUUUCUUGUGUUAUUCCCAAACAAUGGCUUUUACUGUUGGUAGCAGUAGAAGGUGAGUAAAGGCACAAUACCGAUGGAUAAUGUGUGCAUUGUGUGUUGUUUUCAACAGCGAGCCCAUCCUUUGUCAAGCAAAUAUGAAAUGCUGAACAACUUUACAGUCACAAACUCUUUGACUGUCCGUUUGUCAUACUUGUUUGACGUUUUGCUGAGAUAGAAAUGAUUUAAAACUUGUUAACAACACAAGCAGAGUGACUAAAAAGCUGAACACUUUGCUUGGACUCAGACCUCUUGUUGUUGUAGUAAUGUUGACACUAAACCACUCCACAUGCGAGAUAAUCUUGUGUGUUUGCUGACGAGCUAUGACGAAAAAGUAUUCAGUUGGUCAGUCAGAUGCCUUCUUUCUCGAAUUUAAUGACAAAACAUACCAGAGGUCAGGCUUGUGAGACUAAAUUGUCCCUGAGAAGAACUGUUUCCUGAUCCCAACCCCAUCCUUAGCUCAGCCCACUUUUGCUCCUAGUGGAGACUGGUGUACUCAUGCAGCAGAGAAGACUUUGACCCCUCUUAUAAACUGUUUUCAGCUUUUAUUAGAAGUGCAGUAAAAUGGCAGGGAAGUGUCAAUGGCUUUCCUUCAUGUCCCUGUGACGAGGUUCCGCAAGGCCAGUUCCUGCCCUGGAGGUCAACAUAAAGUCGCUCGAGUCCCUCAACGCAGAGCAGAGUCCAGAUUGGAGGCAGAGACGACGUUUGUUCCAAGCGUUCAGGACUUUGACAAAAAGCUUGCUGAAGCAGACGCGUAUUUACAGAUUCUGAUUGACCAGUUAAAGCUCUUUGAUGAAAAGAUAAAAGACUGCAAAGAUGACGAGUCGCGCAGAAAAAUCGAGAACCUGAAAGAAACAACUUGUAGUAUGGUAGAAUCUAUCAAGCACUGUAUAGUACUGCUUCAAAUUGCCAAGGAUCAAAGUAAUGAACAGCAACACGCAAACGGACUGAUAAGCACCAUAAACCCAGUGGAUGGAGUUCACCAGCCCAGCCCCCUGGAUGCCUCUGUAGUUAGUGCCGUUGCCAUGCCAACGCAGACCACCCUCCCCACAGAUGGGGCUCAGGUGUGUAAAGCAGAACAGAGGCCUUCUUCUCUUCCCAUGGGUCCCGUCGUCACGGUGAUGGGCAGCCUUCAGACGCCCACUCCCAACAGCACAGGGAGUGGUCCUUCUGCACCCAGUAGCAGUGUCACUUCCCCCAGUCACAUGAAUGUGCCGGCCCACACUGUCCCAGAUUUCUCCUACUCUAGCAGUGAGGAUGAGUUUUAUGACGCUGAUGAAUUUCACCAGAGUGGUGCCUCACCGAAGCACUGCGCUGACCCCUCCAGAACCCCUGGUGUUAACAGUGAAGGAAAUGCAGCUCUCAAGCGACCUGACACCAACGAAUCCCUUAAUUCCUCCAUGUCCAAUGGCACAACUGAUGCAGAUCAGUAUGAUAGUCAUGAUGAGAGGGAUGACGAUGGCGAGGGAGAAUCGGUGGAGGAACAUAAGAGCGUCAUUAUGCAUCUGCUUUCACAAGUCCGGCUGGGAAUGGACCUCACCAAGGUGGUUUUACCUACGUUCAUCUUGGAGAGAAGGUCGUUGCUGGAGAUGUAUGCAGACUUCUUUGCACAUCCUGAUUUGUUCGUGAGCAUUGCAGAGCAGUCAGAGCCCCGGGAGCGCAUGGUGCAGGUGGUGAGGUGGUAUCUCUCAGCCUUUCACGCUGGCCGGAAAGGAUCUGUGGCUAAGAAGCCGUACAACCCCAUCCUAGGAGAGGUAUUCUAUUGCCACUGGGACCUUCCUUCAGAAACAGAGGAGCCUGCUUCUGGGGAGCCUGUGUCAGAAGGGCCAGUGCCAUAUUGUAGCCGGGGUAGUGUGUCAUUCGUGGCAGAGCAGGUUUCUCACCACCCACCAAUAUCUGCCUUCUACGCUGAGUGUAUAAGCAAGAAAAUCCAGUUCAACGCACACAUUUGGACCAAAUCCAAGUUCCUUGGAAUGUCCAUCGGAGUACACAAUAUUGGCCAAGGCUGUGUGUCUUGUCUAGAGCAUGAUGAACACUACAUUCUGACUUUCCCCAAUGGCUAUGGCAGGUCGAUUCUGACUGUUCCGUGGGUGGAAUUAGGUGGAGAGUGCAAUAUUUCCUGCUCCAAAUCUGGCUACAGUGCCAACAUAGUGUUCCACACCAAACCCUUUUAUGGGGGAAAGAAGCACAGGAUAACCGCAGACAUUUUUGGCCCCAAUGAUAAGAAAUCAUUCUGCUCCAUUGAAGGGGAAUGGAAUGGAGUGAUGUAUGCAAAAUGGGCUUCUGGGGAAAACUCCGUGUUUAUUGACACAAGGAAAAUCAGCAUUAUUAAAAAGAAGGUGCGGAAGUUGGAGGAUCAGUUAGAAUAUGAAUCAAGGCGGCUGUGGAAGGAUGUGACGUUGAACCUUAAGCUGAAAGACAUUGAUGCCGCCACAGAGGCCAAGCACCGUCUGGAGGAGAAACAGCGGGCUGAGGCCAGGGAGAGGAAGGAGAAGGAGGUUCAGUGGGAAACUAGACUGUUCCAUGAGGAUGGCGAGUGCUGGGUUUACGAUGAACCUCUUCUGAAGAGAAUGGCCUCACUACGACACUAGUACAGCCUCUCUGAAACAAUCGAGUCUAAGAAAGAACUCUUUUACAAUUCACGUUUCAUGUGAAGCCUUGGAAUGACUGAUGAAUGAACAUUUAAACAGCUUUGCAUUUUGGAAAUGAAUGAUAAGAACUAGACUCUAUACAAGUAAAUAUAAAAUAAAAAAAAAUUACUCCUUUCUCGCCAACUGCACCACUUCCACGCUCCACUGCUCCUUUAAGAUGGAAAAAAUCCCACACCACAGAAAUACACUGAGGUAGUUAAUGGCUCCUUAACAAGCCAAAUGAACGCUCUUGUUUUGACAGGGUGGGUCAUUCCCACAGGCAUGUUGUCUCCCACUGCGGGGUAAAAGGGGUUUUAAUCGAACAAACUGAAAGCAGCGUUCUGUAUCUCAGGGAAUCAGGUGAAUGAGGAAUGAAGGCUGUAUCUCCUGAUGUUUUAAAAGCCUUAGGUGGAACUACAACAUGGAAGAACUUGGCUCGCCUACAGCUAGCUACAGAUAUUUAUACAUACAUAUAUAGAACUUACAAUUAUAUAUUAUAUAAUGUCCUUUUUUGCCUUUUUGUUCAUCUGCAAUAGUAAUGGUUUGAAAGUAUGUACUUGAAAAUGUCAGCAUAACAACAACCAUUCCAUUUACUUCCUCUCUGUCAAUCAUUAAAUAGAAGAAAAUCCCAUGCUGUUCUCUUUUUAAAAGGUUUUGCAUCACAUCAUGUGUAGCUGCAAACAAGGAACAGUUAAGGAAACACAAAUUAAAAAUGAGGAAGCGGUUACAUCUGAAGGAACUCAAUUUGAUACACAGUCAUGCAAGUCCAUUCCAAUUCAAGUACUCUUUGUUUUAAAUGUAUAAGUUAUUAUAAAUUUAACGCUGUCCAGUGGGAGUAUGAAUGCAUAAUUAUGCAACAUAUGCAGGGUAUGCCAUGUAUUAAGCCAACUGUUAUCUUUAAAUGCCCCCAAUAAACAUCUUUCAUUUCCUCUCUCUCGCUCUCCCCCUCUCUCCCCCCUCCCUCCCUCCUUCCUCUAGAUUUGUCUUUUUUAUUCUCUCUACAUUAUAAUGAAAACAGAUGUUACCAAAUACCUAAACUAUAUCUAAUACCUAAAAAAAAGGCUAGUGGUAAUCUAUUAUGAAGAUGUUUGAAAUUCAGUUUAUUGUCAUCAGAAGGAUUCUACAGGUGUAAUGUGAGUCUGAAAGUAAAGCUAUGCUGUAGUAAAACCAUUAGGAUCCACAUUUUGACUGAGAUUGUGUUGAACUUUGCACUGUUGGUGAUUUCAUGAGCAGAAUGGUGUUGAGAAGGAUUCAUCAUUUUCAACAAGCCUAGUGAAUCAAGGUGGACAGGCAAUGGAUUAUAUAUAUAUAUAUAUAUAUAUAUAUAUAUAUAUAUAAACAUUUUCUUAUGUUUGUAAAUUUGAAAUUGAGGCCUUGCCAUAUACAUACAUUUCACUGUCAUGCAGUGUUGCUUUGCAAAAGCAAUCUAAACUGUUUUCCUCUCAUUUGACAUAACCACUGAUUGUACCAGAUUUUCAUGUUUAUUGAUGCAGAAUAUUAAAUCUCAAUGAGAACAGCUUGAGUUUUGAUUUUUUUUUUUUUUUUUUCCCAAAAUACUUAGGCCAAGGUAUAUGUUAGUUAUAAAACUUAGAGAACAGCAGCUUGUUAUAUUGUACUGCUGGACUGCUCACAGGGGUGGAUUUAGUGAUUUGGGGGCCCUAUUUCAGUGUUUUAAUAUAAAUAUUUAAAUUUUCAGCAUACAUUAUUUAGCAUUAAUAAUUAAAAAUACAUAUCAUUUGCAUUUUUUGGUUGCCUACCUUUGCCUAGAGCUAAGUCCACCCCUGACUGCUCAAAUACUAAUGAUGAUUGAUUGAAUGAGUCGACUCUUUGAGCCGACUCGCAUAUCUAAUGAGCUGUAACAUUAAACCAAGGAAUCUGUGUGCGACUGAGGAAGCAUGCCAUGAGGGUCUGACUGCAUGGUGCUUGUUACAAUGGUAUUAUGGAGUGCAGUGUACUGGGAAAGUGAAUAUCAGAAUAAAUAGACAACAGUCUUUCAAUUUGAAUUCUACUUUUAAUGAACGUUAUACACAGGCGAAGCAGUACAGUAAUACCGAUGCAGGAAUACAUUUGGGAAAGCAAACAUGUAGCACCUAGCUGAUUUUACACGUGAUUUUAUAAUAAUUUGGCUGACAAAUAUGCAAAGACUAACCACAAACCAACUGCUCUGACUCAAAAGCAGAGAUGGAAUUCCCAUCGCUACAAAAUACAGUCCAGCAGUGAAGCACUGCUAUCUAGUGUCUGUAGUUUGUACUGCUAGCUAAAGCGCCAUCUUGAAACUUCCCACAAGUCAUUGCGGCACGUAGUAUAAAUGCUCGCGUGCCCUUUCCUCCGGUCUCAUUCUACCAUGGCGUGUGAUGAAGGAGCUGGAUUCAGCAGUUGGUCCUGGCACAUCCGGCUGUUGCCUUUAAAAAGAAUGGCCUGCUAUAAAUGAAGUGGCUGAUGGAAAUUUGUAUGCUGUACUUGUAUACAGGAUGACUUGAUUUUCCACUAGGAUGUUGGACUGAUGAAAUGAGAGGGUGCCUGUGUCAGGUGCAUGAUACGGCCCAGUGAAGUUGGCUGAAUGUGAUGAAGCUGCUGAGGGGCCUAUGCUAAGCAUCUAGAUGGUGUAGAUGAUGCUGACCUUGUCUUUGGAUGUCCUCCCUCCAGGUUGGCUGCUUAUGCUUGAUGCUUGAAUGGAGUCUACUCAUUGAUAGGUGAAGCUGUUGGCCUCCUGUAAACUUGAGUGCCCUGUUGAGGCAAGCCACAAUCUCACCAGAUUUGAGUUGCGGUCCAUUGGAUAAGUUGACAGGCUGGCAAUGUUCAGUGGCACUCAACCCAAGUUUGUGUGAGAUCAUCUGGACCUGGAUGUUCUGAUGUUAUCCAGUACCAGUUGACUGGUUUUUAAGUUUAAUGCCCUUUGAAUCAUGAAGGUGGGGGAUGUUGAUGGGCUGUAUUUUAAAAUUGUCUGGAAUCAAUUGAAUAAAAUUGAAUGAACUUUGAA
Pangasianodon hypophthalmus (striped catfish) is the source of this 5736-nucleotide messenger RNA. RefSeq names its product oxysterol binding protein-like 9 (gene osbpl9). The coding region runs from base 708 to 2717 and encodes 669 amino acids. Gene Ontology annotation, molecular function: sterol binding. The record is from RefSeq and is a predicted model, not a curated record. NCBI's taxonomy places the organism in Eukaryota, Metazoa, Chordata, Actinopteri, Siluriformes, Pangasiidae. Gene Ontology annotation, cellular component: membrane; cytosol; intracellular membrane-bounded organelle. The transcript has 32 exons.